Molecule: messenger RNA, 332 nt
Organism: Heterotrigona itama
Lineage: Eukaryota; Metazoa; Arthropoda; Insecta; Hymenoptera; Apidae
Source: the annotation of a GenBank genome assembly
CAUAUCGACAAAUUUAAAAAGAAAGCGACGAAUUAUUGUAUACGAUUCGGUCACUCGUUAUGGUCCGCGAACCAGUUGCCAGCGCAAGGGGUUAAAAUCUUGAUUUGAAGUAGGUUAGGAUUUUAGACAACAAAAUAAAUUGGAAUAUUUCCUCAGUUUUAAGUAUAUUCAAAUAUGAACUAAGCGAAACAAAUAAUAAAUUUAUUACUUCUUAAUAAUAAUUUCUAUCCAGUCAUAUCGACGAAUUUAAAAAGAAAGCGACGAAUUAUUGUAUACGGUUCGGUCACUCGUUAUGGUCCGCGAACCAGUUGGCAGCGCAAGGGUUAAAAUCU